UAUAAGUGACUAUACUUCUGUUAUUAUCUUAAAAAUAAGCUCGUAGCAGCACGUGCUAACAAGCACACCGUGUACAAAUGAUGCACCGGCUACUAGUGUUUGGUUAUGAUUAAUGUGCAGUUAUUAAACCACUUAUUAGCCCUGAAUACCGACAAGGUUUUUUUUUUAUGCUUUUAAAACUGCCGCCAAAUGUUUUGCGUGGUAGCCAAUAAUGUGACAAGACCAUCAAUGUUGCGCCUCCUCGCAACCUCCCUGUACCUCCACUUCCAGCGCACGCCUUCGCACCUCAGAUCAUGCGCGACCCUGACACCCUCAGAGAACCCUCAAACCGUGGAGACUCUCUACCAGCUCUCCGUGGACCUCCAAAAGGUGAGAAAACUCAAAGGCUGGGUUCUCCGUCAAAACCCGGCCUACGCCGAGGAGGCGGCCCAGUUACUGAAGGACCUGGGCGCCUCGGGAACCGUGGUCUCCACCGUUCUGACCUCGCACCCCGAAGCCGUGCUCUGUCACCCGGAAGAAACGCUGGCGCAGAAGAACCUCUGGAUGUCCGUCUGCCCUAAUAAGAAAGAGCUAGUCGCGAUCAUCGAGAAGUUCCCGGCGUCCUUUUUCACGUUUAGUAACCACGACAACCAGCGGGACAACAUCGCUUACUUCCGAAGCUUGAACCUGAAUAAGAGAAUGAUCACCAAGCUGAUGGCCGGAGCUCCUCAGAGCUUCGGCCGUCCCGUGGAGCAGAACCGGGACAUGGUGCGCAGCCUUCAGAAGACAUACCUGGACCUGGGAGGAGAUGAAGCCAACAUGAAGGUUUGGCUUCAGAAACUGCUGAACCAGAACCCCUUCGUGCUCCUCAAAGAACCCCAAAUCUUGACGGACAACGUGGUCUUCCUCCGAGAACGAGGCUUCGGGACGGCGGAACUUCUGCACCUCCUUUCCAAACUCAAAGCUUUCGUGAUCGAUCUGAACCCGGAAAGCAUGCGGCGCACCCUGGGCUACUCGAAGGACGUUUUGGGGUGCUCGGAGGCGGAGCUGCGAACGAUUAUCGUCCGAUGUCCGGCGCUGCUUUACUACCCCGAAGACGUUUUGGCCGAGCGCUUCGCAGGGCUGCUCGCCGCCGGGGUUAGCAUGGGGCAGAUCGCGCAAACUCCGACGGUGUUGGAGUUAACCACGCAGAUUGUUAAUUAUCGGAUACAGAGAUUGAAGGGGCGGGGUUACGACGUGAGGAGUUCUAGCUUGGAUGUUCUUAACGGGACGAAGAAGGACUUUGAGGUGAGUUUUGGGAGGUUACAGCUAAGGAGGGAGCGACCGCUUUUUAACCCGGUGGCGCCUUUAAAAGAUGACUGACUUACGCACGUAUAUGGAAAUGAGAUAUGUUUGUAAUUUGCCAGGUGAUUAAAAGUUGGUGUCAAAGA
Messenger RNA from Corythoichthys intestinalis (scribbled pipefish), 1409 nucleotides. RefSeq names its product mitochondrial transcription termination factor 2 (gene mterf2). The transcript has 2 exons. Gene Ontology annotation, molecular function: double-stranded DNA binding. Gene Ontology annotation, biological process: regulation of DNA-templated transcription; termination of mitochondrial transcription. The record is from RefSeq and is a predicted model, not a curated record. The coding region runs from base 190 to 1341 and encodes 383 amino acids. Gene Ontology annotation, cellular component: mitochondrial matrix. Lineage: Eukaryota; Metazoa; Chordata; Actinopteri; Syngnathiformes; Syngnathidae.